GAGGGGAAGGUGGAGGAGAGAAGAGGGGGAGUGGGGAAGAGCCGCCGGACCUGGGGCCUUGAGGCCCGGGAGAGCCGGGGAGCCGGGCCGGCGCGCCGAGAUGCUGCUCGUGCUGCUGGCGCCGCUCUUCUUCGGGCCCCCGGGCACGGGCGGGGCGCAGGCCCCCAACGCCACUUCAGCAGGCUGCCAGAUCAUACACCCGCCCUGGGAAGGAGGCAUCAGGUACAGGGGACUGACUCGCGACCAGGUGAAGGCUAUCAACUUCCUACCUGUGGACUAUGAGAUUGAGUAUGUGUGCCGGGGGGAGCGCGAGGUGGUGGGGCCCAAGGUCCGCAAGUGCCUGGCAAACGGUUCCUGGACGGAUAUGGACACACCCAGCCGCUGUGUCCGAAUCUGCUCCAAGUCUUAUCUGACCCUGGAAAAUGGGAAGGCUUUCCUGACGGGUGGGGACCUCCCAGCUCUGGACAGAGCCAGGGUGGAUUUCCGGUGUGACCCUGAGUUCCAUCUGGUGGGCAGUUCCCGGAGUAUCUGUAUUCAGGGCCAGUGGAGCACCCCCAAACCCCACUGCCAGGUGAAUCGAACGCCACACUCAGAACGGCGCGCAGUGUACAUCGGGGCGCUGUUUCCCAUGAGCGGGGGCUGGCCCGGGGGCCAGGCCUGCCAGCCCGCGGUGGAGAUGGCGCUGGAGGACGUGAAUAGCCGCAGGGACAUACUGCCGGACUAUGAGCUCAAGCUCAUCCACCACGACAGCAAGUGUGACCCAGGCCAGGCCACCAAAUACCUGUAUGAGCUGCUCUACAAUGACCCUAUCAAGAUCAUCCUCAUGCCUGGCUGUAGCUCCGUCUCCACGCUUGUGGCUGAGGCUGCCAGGAUGUGGAACCUCAUUGUGCUUUCCUAUGGCUCCAGCUCACCAGCCCUGUCAAACCGGCAGCGCUUCCCUACGUUCUUUCGAACGCAUCCAUCAGCCACACUUCACAAUCCCACCCGUGUGAAACUCUUUGAGAAGUGGGGCUGGAAGAAGAUCGCCACCAUUCAGCAGACCACUGAGGUCUUCACUUCGACUCUGGAUGACUUAGAGGAACGAGUGAAGGAGGCUGGAAUCGAGAUUACUUUCCGCCAGAGUUUCUUCUCCGAUCCAGCUGUGCCUGUCAAAAACCUUAAGCGCCAGGAUGCCCGAAUCAUCGUGGGACUUUUCUAUGAGACAGAGGCCCGGAAAGUGUUUUGUGAGGUGUAUAAGGAGCGGCUCUUCGGGAAGAAGUAUGUCUGGUUCCUCAUUGGGUGGUAUGCUGACAAUUGGUUUAAGACCUAUGACCCAUCCAUCAACUGCACAGUGGACGAGAUGACCGAGGCAGUGGAAGGCCACAUCACCACUGAGAUUGUCAUGCUGAACCCUGCCAACACCCGCAGCAUUUCCAACAUGACAUCCCAGGAGUUUGUAGAGAAAUUGACCAGGCGACUAAAAAGACAUCCUGAGGAGACAGGUGGCUUCCAGGAGGCACCGCUGGCUUAUGAUGCCAUCUGGGCCUUGGCAUUAGCCCUGAACAAGACGUCUGGAGGGAGCGGCCGCUCGGGUGUGCGCCUGGAAGAUUUCAACUACAACAACCAGACCAUCACUGACCAGAUCUACCGGGCGAUGAACUCCUCGUCCUUUGAGGGUGUCUCCGGCCAUGUGGUGUUUGAUGCUAGCGGCUCUCGGAUGGCAUGGACACUUAUUGAGCAGCUCCAGGGAGGCAGCUACAAGAAGAUUGGCUACUAUGAUAGCACCAAGGAUGACCUUUCCUGGUCCAAAAUGGAUAAGUGGAUUGGAGGGGCCCCCCCAGCUGACCAGACCCUGGUUAUCAAGACAUUUCGCUUCCUGUCACAGAAACUCUUUAUCUCCGUCUCGGUUCUCUCCAGCCUGGGCAUUGUCCUAGCUAUUGUCUGUCUGUCCUUUAACAUCUACAACUCCCAUGUCCGUUAUAUUCAGAACUCACAGCCCAACCUGAAUAAUCUGACGGCUGUGGGCUGCUCACUUGCAUUAGCUGCUGUCUUCCCCCUUGGGCUGGAUGGUUACCACAUCGGGCGAAACCAGUUUCCCUUUGUCUGCCAGGCCCGUCUCUGGCUCCUGGGUCUGGGCUUUAGUCUGGGCUAUGGCUCCAUGUUCACCAAGAUCUGGUGGGUUCACACUGUCUUCACAAAGAAGGAGGAAAAGAAGGAAUGGAGGAAGACCCUGGAGCCCUGGAAGCUGUAUGCCACAGUGGGCCUGCUGGUUGGCAUGGACGUCCUCACUCUUGCCAUCUGGCAGAUUAUGGACCCCUUGCACCGGACCAUUGAGACUUUUGCCAAGGAGGACCCCAAGGAAGAUAUUGAUGUAUCUAUUCUGCCCCAGCUGGAGCACUGCAGCUCCAAGAAGAUGAAUACAUGGCUUGGCAUUUUCUAUGGUUACAAGGGCCUGCUGCUGCUACUGGGCAUCUUUCUUGCCUACGAGACCAAGAGUGUGUCCACUGAGAAGAUCAAUGACCACCGGGCUGUGGGCAUGGCCAUCUACAAUGUGGCGGUCCUGUGUCUCAUCACAGCCCCCGUCACUAUGAUCCUGUCCAGCCAGCAGGAUGCGGCCUUCGCCUUUGCUUCUCUGGCCAUUGUUUUCUCCUCCUACAUUACUCUGGUUGUGCUCUUUGUGCCCAAGAUGCGCAGGCUGAUCACCAGAGGGGAAUGGCAGUCUGAGGCGCAGGACACCAUGAAGACAGGGUCAUCGACCAACAACAACGAGGAGGAGAAGUCCCGGCUGCUGGAGAAGGAGAACCGCGAGCUGGAGAAGAUCAUUGCUGAGAAAGAGGAGCGUGUCUCUGAGCUGCGCCAUCAGCUCCGGUCUCGGCAGCAGCUCCGCCCGCGGCGCCACCCUCCGACACCCCCAGACCUCUCAGGGGUCCUGCCUAGGGGGCCCCCUGAGCCCCCCGACCGGCUUAGCUGUGAUGGGAGUCGAGUCCAUUUACUUUACAAGUGAGGGGGUGUGAGGCAGGCUGAAAGGGAGAGGGGAGGGUUUGGGAGGAAGCAGGGCCCCCUCCCAUCCAAUCCAAUCCCAUCCCAUCUCAUCUCACCUCAUCUAUCUCUUGUAAAUCCACACACCCCGCUGUGAGUCUGGGGUUAUCUGGCUUUCCAGGACGCUUUUCUGGAAAAGUAGACCCUUUUCCCUGUUACUCGUUCCCACACCUUUAUAUCACUACUUCAUGUCUAGUUUGUGCCUGCCUUGAAGCCUGUCCCUCACCUGCUCCUGGGCAGCCUCACUGCCUACACCUCUCCCUUCUGUGCAACAUGCCCGUCUUGUUGCCGUGACAACGCUGCUGCUCCCUUUGCAGCCAGCAGGGGUCUCCCCCAAGUGCUCUUUCCUCCUUGACGGGGGCUUCUCUAUUUCUCUCCCCGUUACAGUCUCCUUCCAUCCUGCCUGCCACUCCAAACAUCCACUAGUUUUGUCCCUCUUGAGUUUUGCUUCCUCGGCGAACUCACUGCCCCUGCCUCUGCUCUGGGCUGCACAUGCUUCCUAACACCCUUGGGUCCUCCCUCCCUCUGGGCUGCAUAUGCUUCCUAACACCCUUGGGUCCUCCCUCCCCAGCUUGUUCCCACUGCCGUGCUCAUGUGCACAUGCACUUCCCACGUUUUCUUCACCCUCCCGUGGGCAUGCAGGCUCCUGUGUAUUCCCUUCACUCGUGGAUGCACGUGCCCCUCUUGCUGUCACGGGUGUACCAUUUGCCUAGUGUGCUGAGCCCUGGCUUCCAGACUUGGAUAGUCCUUGGUUUAUACACACACUUUCCCUGUGUACUCAUGGUACCUUGUGUACUACCCUCCCCCUUUGCACCUCAAAAUCAUUGUGUUCUUCCAACAGAGCCAUAUGUACCUGCCCUGCACACUGUUAUGCACUUUUCCCCAAUUCAUGUUUGGUGGGGCCACACCCUCUCAUCACACUGUCACACUGGGUUUUGCUGGAACUUUCCCCCAUCUCACCUUUGCAUUCAUGUACUACCCUUAAUCCACACCGAAAAUCAUCCUUCCCAAGAGGGUUGCCUUUGGUUUUGUGUUUUUCUGGAGCUAUUGAAACGGGGUCAGGUUUGGGGAGCUGCUUCCGGUGGGUAGUUGGUGAGAAUCCUGACCAAAGGAGGUGCUUGACUGUUGACAUGAACAGGUGGACCUAUGGGGCGGGAGGUGGUGUUCCUUUCAUACUGUGGUGUUUCUCUUGGGGAAGGAUCUCCCCCAAUCUCAAUAAACCAGUGAACAGUGUAACUCA
Manis javanica (Malayan pangolin) is the source of this 4258-nucleotide messenger RNA. It is a transcript of the gene GABBR1, whose product is annotated as gamma-aminobutyric acid type B receptor subunit 1. Gene Ontology annotation, molecular function: G protein-coupled GABA receptor activity. The record is from RefSeq and is a predicted model, not a curated record. NCBI's taxonomy places the organism in Eukaryota, Metazoa, Chordata, Mammalia, Pholidota, Manidae. Gene Ontology annotation, biological process: G protein-coupled receptor signaling pathway; gamma-aminobutyric acid signaling pathway. Gene Ontology annotation, cellular component: membrane; G protein-coupled receptor heterodimeric complex.